GGACAAUAGAUGGACUAGGGACACCUGACAGCGCUCUAGGCCAUGAAGCGCUUGGCGUGCAUAUGUUCCGCCCUGUUGUUUCUAUUGGACACCUCCUUAUUGCGCCAGCUUCAUUCAUCCCGGCAUAUAUCUUGCCGGGGUUGUUCGAUCAUACUGGUCCUACUUUUGGACGAGUUGCCGAAUUCAGACCUAGUGCGGCCUACUUCGAGCUUGCACCAUUCGCCACCACAUUCUAGCUCAAUCGAGGCUCUCAGGGCGAAUAUCGAACAAAUAGAGAGUCUUGCUCUUGCUCAAGUAAUUGAUCCGAAUCUUACUCUUGCUCGAGGAUCCACAACCUCAACUGCACGAGGGCAAGCGAAUUAGUCUGUGGGACGGAUAUAUGAGAAUCUAAACCCGUAUUCAGAACUCCCUCCUAGCGUUUUUUUAUCUUUCCACCAUUCAAAUAGACACCGCGUACUUCC
This is a messenger RNA of Mytilinidion resinicola, 461 nucleotides long. RefSeq lists its product as uncharacterized. NCBI's taxonomy places the organism in Eukaryota, Fungi, Ascomycota, Dothideomycetes, Mytilinidiales, Mytilinidiaceae. The transcript has a single exon. The record is from RefSeq and is a predicted model, not a curated record. The coding region runs from base 43 to 363 and encodes 106 amino acids.